This is a messenger RNA of Drosophila sechellia, 509 nucleotides long. Its product is annotated as protein FAM136A. Lineage: Eukaryota; Metazoa; Arthropoda; Insecta; Diptera; Drosophilidae. Gene Ontology annotation, cellular component: cytoplasm. The coding region runs from base 39 to 488 and encodes 149 amino acids. The record is from RefSeq and is a predicted model, not a curated record. The transcript is spliced from 3 exons.
GUUUUGUUCUUUCGAAAUUGUUCAAAUUUUAAAUUGAAAUGGUGGAGCAACAGAAAAAGCGCUUGGAGGGCGCCAUCAGCGACAUGAUCGAGGACAUGUACCGCACACACUUGCGCAGAAUGCAGUCUACGAUGCACCGCUGUGCCGCCCGCUGCUGCGACGAUGAUCGUGGGACGCUGGAGAGCGUACAGAACUGCAUCGAGAAGUGCGCCGGCCCGCUGAUGGAUGCCCAGGAUUUCUUGCAGCACGAGCUGGGCCAGUUCCAGAAUCGACUUCAAAACUGCGUCAGGGAUUGCAACAGCGAUGCGCGGUCCCAACUGCCCAGCAAUCCGAGUGACCGGGACAUGUCUCGAUCCCAACACAUGUUUGAGAGUUGCACGAACACCUGUGUGGACAAACACAUAAACCUGAUACCAGGUCUGCUCAAGUCGAUCAAGCAAACUCUGGACAGGGGUCCGCCGAAAAGAUCACGCAACAUGGAUGCCUGACGGGGAUGCAAUUCAGGAGCA